GACACCAUAUCAAAUGGUAAACAUAAUGGUCUCGCGUGCAAAUGUCUUGUGCCGACGGAGAAGAUCAUUCAUGAAAUUAAGUUUUUCUUCAACGUUUUAGGUUUUUGUGAUCUUUGAAUAAGGUCAGUAAGUCAACCAUGCUGACUUCCAGGAGUUUUGUGAAGAAGACUCGGAAAGGAGGAGUGAUGAAGGUUGUGAGGGAGCACUAUCUGAGGGACGAUAUUUGGUGUGGAUCCGCUGUUUGUUCCAAAUGCUCAAUGGAUAAGCCGGUCUUGGAGAAGGAGCCCGUGCCCGAAGUGGCAAACACGUUGUGCCGCUAUCCUCAUUAUCUCCUUCUUGAUACAAAUGUAGUUUUGCAUCAGGUGGAUAUACUGGAGGACAAAGCAAUUAAAAAUGUCAUUCUCCUGCAGACAGUUCAGAAUGAGGUCAAACACAGAAGUUUGCCAUCGUACAAAAGGAUACGAGAUCUCAUUGCAAAUGACAAAAAAAAGUUCUAUGUAUUCACAAAUGAACACCACAGAGAGACAUAUAUUGAGAUCGAACCAAAGGAAUCUCCUAAUGACUUCAACGAUAGAGCAAUACGGAAGAGCCUUACUUGGUAUGAUAAUCACUUCAAAGACACUAAGAUCAAGAUUGUCCUACUCACCAAUGAUGUUGAUAAUAGAGACAAAGCAAGGAAAGAGGGUUGUAUGGCAUACACAGUCAAUGAAUAUGUGAAGGCAAUGGAAGGCAGACCUGAGCUGAUGGACAGACUGGCUCAGAUUGAAACCAAGGAAAGACAACGCAAGGCUAAUGAUAGUGACAUCACUGCACCAGGAGGUAAGAACGUUCUUUAUCCAGAGCACCUGAGCUCUUGUGAAAUCAACACUGGUAUCAAGGAAGGGAGAUACAAGAAAGGGACCUUCAAAGCAAGCAGAGAAAACUUUAGGGAGGGAUACGUCAGUGUACAAGGAGUGGAUAAAAUGGUUUUCAUCAAAGGACUGGCCAAUCAGAACAGAGCUGUACAGGGUGAUAUUGUAGCAGUAGAAAUUCUUCCAGAGUCUCAAUGGACAGUGCCCUCUACUGUUAUUGCAGAAGACAAGGGAUCAAAAGAAGAUGUACUAGAUGAGGAUAUUGACAACUCAAUCAGCAGCCCUAAGAAGGGAGCAAUACCUACAUGUCGUGUUGUUGGUAUCAUCCAGCGUAAUUGGCGGCCAUUUUGUGGUGUUAUUAUGCCUCCUGCAGUCCAAGGGGGCACCAGACAUCUCUUCAUGGCAGCUGAACGGCUUAUACCAAAGAUCCGUAUUGAGACACAGCAGUAUGAGACAUUGAAAGGUAAUAGGAUUAUAGUCAGCAUAGACUCAUGGCCAAGAGAUUCUAGGUAUCCUCGAGGUCAUUUUGUUCGGAACCUUGGUGCAAUUGGAGACAAAGAAACUGAAAAUGAGGUGUUGUUAUUGGAGCAUGACGUACCUCAUCUUCCUUUCUCUGAAGCAGUGCUAAGUUUCUUGCCAAAACUACCAUGGACAAUCACAAAAGAGGAUGAAGCUGCAAGAGAAGAUCUGAGGCAUAUAGACAUCUGCAGUGUAGAUCCUCCUGGCUGUACAGACAUUGAUGAUGCCCUUCACUAUAGACCAUUGGAAAAUGGCAAUGCAGAGGUUGGUGUUCACAUAGCUGAUGUCAGUCAUUUUAUUAAGCCAGGAAAUGCCUUAGACACAGAGGCCUGUAACAGAGGUACAACAGUUUAUCUUGUUGACAGGAGGAUAGACAUGGUACCAGAUCUUCUAAGUUCCAACCUCUGUUCUCUGAGGGGUGGAGAGGUAAGGUUUGCCUUCUCAACACUAUGGGAGAUGACCCCUGAAGCUGAGAUUGUCAAUGUCAGAUUCACAAAGAGCAUCAUCAAGUCAAGGGCAGCAUUCACGUAUGAAGAAGCACAGAACAAGAUUGAUGAUAAAUCCCAGAAUGAUGCUCUAGCAAUAGGUCUAAGAGGACUCAACAGGAUGGCCAAGAUUCUCAAGCAAAAGAGAAUUGAUAAUGGAGCUCUGACGUUAGCAUCAUCUGAGAUCCGUUUCAGUAUGGACAGUGAGACUCAUGAUCCUAUAGAAGUUGAGAGAAAAGUCAUGAGAGAAACCAACUCCAUGGUUGAAGAGUUCAUGUUGUUGGCUAACAUCUCUGUAGCCCAGAGGAUAAGACAGGAGUUUCCUCUGAGUGCUUGCCUUAGAAGACAUCCUGUUCCUCCACCUUCAAACUUUGAACCAAUCAUCAAAGUCGCUCUCACAAGGGGCUUUGAAUUGCAGGUUGACAGUGGUAAAGCACUCGCUGAUUCCCUGGACAAGGCCAAUAUUCCUUCCAUUCCAUUCUUCAACCAGUUAUUACGUAUGAUGACAACGCGAUGCAUGACACAAGCACUCUACUUCAGCAGUGGGAUGCUAAAGGAAGAUGAGUACCUACAUUUUGGUUUGGCCUCACCAAUCUACACUCAUUUUACAUCUCCUAUUAGAAGAUACUCUGACGUGAUUGUCCAUCGGAUGUUAGCCGUUGCAACCGCAGCUGAUUCCUGCUACCCAAAUCUCUUAGACAAGGCCAAGAUUCAGGAGAUCUGUGACAAUUUGAAUUAUCGUCAUAGGAUGGCACAGUAUGCAGGUAGAGCAUCAGUGGAUUUACAUACUCAGGUAGGAACGUAUUCCUCACUGUGCGGUGUGAACACAUCAGUGUGUGUAUUUGUGACCAUAUGAAAGAGUUUCUCCUAGAAUGUAUUUGUGGUUGUGUGUAAUUUGUUGCUAAAAAGUUAUGUGGUGUGAACACAUCCGUCUAUGGUCAGUUUGUGUGGACUGUAGGAGAGUCUUUGGCCCGAAUUCACAUACAUGUAGAUAGUUUUAUAAACCAUUGGUUGAACCCACGGUUAAGUAGAUUUCCUUUAUAAAUUACGCCUAUUUACCGCGUAUAUUAAAAAAUGUCCAAUGCCGAUACGCGUUUUUGUCACACUGCGCCAAAGUGAUGCCUGCUGCCAUUGUUAAGUAUGCUAUUUUAUUCAUGAGUCCACUGUUUUGAAUUAGUAAGUCCACUUUUCAAACAGUUGACUCAUGAAUAAAAUAAUGUACUUAACCAUGGCAGUAGGCGUCAAUUAGGUGCAAUGUGAUAAAGGCAUGCAUCAGUAUUGGACACAUUUUCCUUAUACGCGGUAAAUUAAGUGUAAUUUAUACAGGAAAUCUGCAUAAACCAUGGGUUCAACCGGUGGUAUUAAAAACCACCUUUUUGAAUUCGGGCCAUUGUGUUUCUCCAAGGAUAUAUUUGUGGUUGUGUGUAAACAUUGUUUUUGAGAACUUAACCAUGUGAAUGCUUUAUGAGGAUCCACAUGCAUGUGGAGCUUAUUGCCUUGCUUGUUAAAAGACUUAGCUGUGAUUACUGGAAUCCAUAAUGAAUUGAAGAUGAUCGUGACAAUCUUGCAUAUGCAAAACCUAUCUAUGUAUAUUUGAGAAAUAUCCUUGAUGAAUGAGGUGGUGUGAACUUAUUCUUGAUCAGAAGGAUAUGUUUGUUUAGUAUGCUCAAUCUUCAUGUAAUAACAUGUUGAUAAACAUGGCGUUAUCUGUGACAAAAUAUGAUGAUUGAAUGGCAAACCAUUUACCAUUUCCAUGAUUUUAGGUUGCAUUGACGACUUCACAACAACAUCUGUAGGCCUUUUAUCCUACAGUAGAUAUAAUAAGACAAAUUUAUAUUGUGAAUUAUUCUACUAUGCUUUGAUAAGAUCUCCUAUUGGUUAAACUAAAGAGAUUGCUCUACCUCAUUGCUACCUGACACAGAUGAUUAUCCGAUAUUGAUUUCAAAAUUGGAACAGAAUACAACUUUUUAUUGAAGAUAAAAAACAAACAAACUCAGUAAAUCAAAUAAUGAUUAAUUGAUUUAUCAGCUUUGAUGUUUCCAUUGAUUUUUUUUCAAGGUACUAGAUGAAAGAUUAAGAUAAUUCAAGUUUAGUCUGCAUGACUCAUUCAUAUAAAAUCUGGUUUCUCUUGCACUUAAAUACAAUGAUAUUCAAGAAAAUAGAAUCAAGGAGUAAAUAUAUUGUAUAAUGGAUACAAAAAUUUGAAAAAAUGAAUAAAUACUGUGAAAGCAAAAUUGGAUAUUGUUUAUUUCCAAUUUUUUGUUGCAGCAUAAUAUCGAAUUAUAAUGGCAAUACACCUGCAAAUUACAAAAUAUUAUAAUUAUCAUCCUCAUAAUAUUUCUUUGUCAUCAUCCUCUAUGAAUACAUAUAUGUUUUGAUAAAAUGAAUAUAUGCAGAUGAAUUCUAAAGAUGAUAUUUCAUUAAAAGGUUCCCAGAUAAAAAAUAUCCCAUUCUUGUAACUAGUCUGUGACGUGGGGACAAAGUGCUGAUGAGGCUGGAAAGUGAAAACCAUUAAAAAGAAAAGAAAGAGAGAGAGAGAGAGAGAAAUCAUCAGAAUGACUGUGUUAAACUCCAGAGCGGGUGUAUGAACACCCAAUAAAUGGGCUUCAAAUUAAUUUCUUUGAAUCCUAAAUGGUAGAAAGGUAAAUAAUAUGCGAAAUUUGAAUUAAAGAAAAAGAGUUCUCUCCUAUGAGAUUUGUCCAUCAAAGUUUACACAAUAGCGCCCUCUAUCAGCAAUUGUUACAUGUACUUGCCACGUUAAUUGUAUGCAUGGCAAUCAUCCAUCCCACCCCAUCACUCACAGUCAAACUCCGCCCACAAUCUGAUUAAGUACACAUUUCAAUGCGAUUGUGUGUGUUUGUGUGUCAAAUAAGGCUUGGAUGGUUAUAGUUAGACCACGCCCCCAUAGUUGAUUGUGAUGCAGAUUUAAAAAAAAUCAGGUGAUCAAAAUUUCUGUAUAGGCAUCAGCACAGCUGGCAUGUGUGGGCAUUUAGCCCAAGUAUUUUCUGCCAUGUGUUAGAAUACUGUAGGGGGAGAGGAAAGGAAGUGUAGGCCUGUUUUUAAAUAUUUGUUUUCAGGAAGAGAACACAG
Messenger RNA from Lytechinus pictus (painted urchin), 4945 nucleotides. Its product is annotated as exosome complex exonuclease RRP44-like. Bases 138 to 2711 code for a protein of 857 amino acids. Gene Ontology annotation, biological process: rRNA catabolic process. The record is from RefSeq and is a predicted model, not a curated record. The transcript is spliced from 19 exons. Lineage: Eukaryota; Metazoa; Echinodermata; Echinoidea; Temnopleuroida; Toxopneustidae. Gene Ontology annotation, molecular function: endonuclease activity; 3'-5'-RNA exonuclease activity; RNA binding. Gene Ontology annotation, cellular component: cytoplasmic exosome (RNase complex); nuclear exosome (RNase complex).